AUGGUUAUCCCAUUUUUCUUGUCAUUGUUGUUUGCUGGUUCCUCGCCAGACAGAGUACCUCAUGUCGGUGAGAUUGGGGCCUUUUGUGACCCACGUAAUUUGCCGUGUACAACUCCAAAUACUUUUUGCGUCAAUAAUAUCUGCGCCUGCUCACCAAUGUACGAAGAGGUCAACAAAGAGUGUAUCUUAAAAUCAAGUAAAACUCUGGCAUCGAAAUGUAAAACAUCGGAUGAAUGUACGGGAAAGGGAGAAUACUGCAAUAGGGACAGUGGAAAAUGCUGGUGCUUAUCAACACAUUUCGUCCUAGGCGGAAAGUGUAAACCAGUAAUUUAUCCGGGACAAAAGGGUUGUGAAGAUUCAAGACAAUGUGCUAAAGGUUAUCCAGGUGCUAUUUGCAGUCAGAAUAAAUGCCACUGUCCAAAGGGUUUUAAAGCUAAGGCAUUCAGUUGUUUCAAAAAUAAACGAUAUACUCCACAACGCAAACGAUCGCAACCGCCCUCUAUGAGCGCUUACGACCAAAUUAGUUUUACUGAAAAAGCAAAAUAUAACCUAUCCGGCUUCCCAACAGUGCACCGAACAACCGUUUCAUUUUUAUGCCCUGUACAGCAAGUAUUUAUAGAAGAAGUUGGCAUUUGUAUGACAACACGACUACCGGGCGAAUCUUGUCAUUACUCUGAACAGUGUAUAGCAACUGAACCGGGAGCAUUUUGUCAGAAACUGAAAUGUACGUGUGCUCGGGGAAUGAAAUUCAGUGGAAAUUCAUGUACUUUAAGGGAUACAAAGUGUUCUAUUCAUGGUUAUGUUUGGGUACCUGAAGUGGGCCAGUGUAUGCAAGUGCUACCACCCGGUGCAAAUGGUUGCAGUCACUCAGUACAAUGUUCAGCAGCCGUUGAUGGCGCAUACUGUUUUCGGCAUAAAUGUAUGUGUCCUGGGAAACUAAUACCGAUUAAUGGGAUAUGUGCGGUGAAAUGUCACGAAAACAUGACAUUCUCUGCAAUAGUUGGAAAAUGUAUAUCAGCUGUUAAACCAGGAAGGCAAUGUCAGUACUCAUCACAGUGUCAAACAAGUAACGCUGAAAUGAUUUGUAUUCGAGGAAUUUGUCGUUGCUCUCUGGGUAAAGUAUUCACAGGUGACAGGUGUGCUGAAAAUUGCCUUCAAGGUCAUAUUGUCGGUAAUAACGGAAUAUGCAAACAAGUGGUAAAUGCUUGCUCAAUUGGAAGUGAGCAAUGUCUGAGUAGCUCAAGCUGUUCUUCCGGUAUAUGCGAAUGUCCGUUUGGGACAGUAUCAAAAUCCGGUGAAUGUUUAUUAGAACGAAGGGUUCCCAUUGGUUUUCCUUGUAACUCUACUCAAAUUUGUCUCGGAAUUGCAAAUUGCAUUGAUGGCAUCUGUCAGUGCCCAAUGGGUAUGGUUAUACAGAAUGGGAAGUGUCGUGACUUUAUGUUAAGUGGUGCUGGAGGUAGUUGUGCUAGCGGAGAAUUAUGCAGCGGUGGAUCGAUAUGUACCAAAUCGAUCUGUUUAUGCCCAACUGGUACAACAAACCAAAGUGGUCUAUGCGUACCUGAACAAAAAAAAUUUUUUCUCUUUCCAAGAAAAUAUGAAGAGACAUGUAUAAAUGGAGGAACAUGUUCUGGUGAUUUACUUUGUAUCGAUGGGAUUUGUCAGUGCCCGCAAGGGACAUUCUUGAAUAAUAGACAAUGCAUAGCAUCAACAGGUAAAUGCUCGAAUUCCUUGCAGUGUGGAGAAAACUCCUAUUGCGAUCACAAAAGCGGUCUUUGUAUUUGCCAAGAUGGGCACCAGUACUGGAAUCAGUCCUGUAUACCAACGUUUUCACGUACGUUAAUAUCACCAAUCAAAACAUGUAUCAUCAAUGCCGAUUGCAUAGCUGGUACGAAGUGCGUCGCAAACAGAUGUCAUUGUCCAGCAGGUGAGAUUUUUACGGAGGGUAGAUGUCAGAUGGUUUUUGCUGAACCUGGCGAAUCUUGUUUUAAUGGGGAAACUUGCGUAUCAAACUAUGUUUGCAUUAAUGGUUCAUGUUCAUGUCCUGAUGGUGAAGUGUCGAAGGAUGGCAAUUGUAUUACAGAGGAUACUGAAAUUAAGAAGUAUACCAGCUACCAAGCCGAGCCUAAUUCUCCCUGUAACAGGGGUGAACUUUGUAUCGGUGGAUCAUUUUGCAAUGUUAUGGAUGGACUUUGUCGAUGUCCUGCGGAUACUAUCUUGCAAAGUGGAAGAUGUGAAUUCACUAAUGAACAAUUGCUUUUCACGCUUCCGCCACAGUACAUUUUUAAUCGAAGUAAGGACAUGCUAAGGAGAUCAUCGAAUCAUACUAGAAUCAAUGUAACUCGAGUAACACUUCGUAUAAAUGGUUGCGAAAGUAACGAUGAUUGCCACGGCGGCUCUUACUGUUUUGGCCACCGAUGCGUUUGUCCCAUUAAUAUGAUCAUGAAAGGUGGCUUAUGUCAGAGAAUGUUCCCGACUUCACGUGAGAGAGCGGGUAGACGAUGUUCAGCAAACUACGAUUGUGUAAUGCAUAAUACAGUAUGUCAGAAGGGAGUAUGCGUCUGCCUUUCUGGAUAUGAUUUGUUUGGAGGUACAAAAUGUAUACCAAAAGCAACACCCUUCCUUAAAACUUACCGACAAACAGUAAUACCAGCAGUAACGACAGCAAUUACUCCUAUGAGCAACAGUAUUGUCGAGAACAGUAAAACUGAUGAAAUGGUAACAGAUAAAGUGAUAAGUCCAGAGAAAGAAAUUAAACCAGAUGAAACAAGCCUUGGUUCUACAACGUUCACAGCUUUAUCACUAACUGACGUUGGCAAUGAACGUAUACCAUCGAGUCGGCAAACUGAAGUAAUCGUAAACAUAUCAGGUGGCGUUUGCAACGAAACAACACUCUGUCUGUUUUUCUCCGUCUGUCGUAGCGGUAUUUGUAAAUGUCCUUUGGGUACUCGUAUCUCCGACACAGAAUGCAAAUUUAUGGUUGAUGUAAGUCGCCUGCGACAAUUCGAGAAAUUAUUGCAUAAUGGAUAUUCGCUAUUAGCGUAUUCGAAAGGUGCUACAGUUCCGUUUAAGUCGCAAACAACCCAUUCGUUAUCUUUAACAGCUGCAAGUCAGUCUAAUUCAACUGUAAAAGUUAUUACAAUGCCAGCGAAUCGGAUUCGGAGUAUGAAGGAAGUGUGGCCAACGACGCAGCCACAGAUACAGCCUAAACUUGUAACAUCGAUGAGCAAAGCAUCGCGUUUGGGCGCUUAUUGUGAUGAUGAAAAAGCUUACUGCGCAAAUGGUUCAGUAUGUAUUGAAAAUCAAUGUGUGUGCGAGUCUGAUGAUGUAAUGAUUGACAAUAUGUGUGUUCCACGUGUUCAUGUUCGAUGUAAAACAUCCCGGCAGUGUCCUUCUCGGGCACAAUGUAUCCACGGUUUAUGCUCUUGUGUCUCAGGUACUGCUAUGUCUCGAUAUGGCUUCUGUAUACCAGUGAAUAUCGAAUCACAUCCUGGAAUGCCUUGUUCUGAUGGAGAGACGUGCAGUGGAUUUUCGAAGUGUAUCCGAGGGUUGUGUACCUGUCCACCUGAGAAGAAUAACAUCGUUGAUAAUGAAUGUGUUAAAGUUCGUGAAGAAAAUAGUGGUUGCACACUUGAUCCAACUACAUGCCGUAAUGUGAAUGUUGGUGGACCUUGCAAUGAAAAUGAUAUAAGAAUACAAUGCUCGGGUAACUCAAUAUGUGCAAAUGGCUUUUGCACUUGUCCAAGCGGAGAACGAGUUGUCAGUGGUAUUUGUAUUCCCAUCAAUUCACAAGGAGCACCAGGAGAAAUCUGUGAAACAGGCUAUACCAAAUGUACGGGUAAUUCAAUGUGUAUUGAUAAUUACUGUAAAUGCAUUUCUGAUCAGGUAGCGGUAAAUGGUCAAUGUACGAUGCAAUAUCGUCUGGUACUUCCAAAUCAUGCAUGCGACGGAAAUAUGUUCUGCACUGGUGGCUCUAUUUGCGUUCUAGGCGUUUGCAAGUGUCCAAGUGGAAUGUACUCAACAUCUGGUGUAUUGAUUUGCAGACAUCAGCCUAUUUCACUUAUUCAUGCUGAUACAAUCCUUACAAGUCAGCCAGGAUAUUUACGAAAAACAGUGGUCGCUCAAGGCAAACGCAAUUGGCAACCGCUCAAAGACUGUCCAGUGACUCCUUCAUGUCUCCUACCUAAUUGCUUCUGUUCAAGAUCCGGAUUGGAGAUUCCCAAUGGAUUAUUGGCAAGAGAUGUGCCACAAAUAAUUAUAUUAACAUUCGAUGGUCCGAUAACCGAUCGAGCAUUUGUCGUAUACAAAUCACUGUUCAGUGGGCAGUAUCGGAAUCCAAACGGUUGUCCCAUAAAAGGUACUUUUUUUGUGUCCAGUGAAUGGAAUAACUAUGAUCAAACCCAAUGGUUAAUAAGUAAUGGCCACGAAGUCGCUGUGAAUUCCAUUACACAUCGAAAUUUGAGUGGUGAGACUGUGGAACGUUGGGAGAAAGAAAUGGUUGGCAUGCGUGAUGCACUACGACAUUUUAGCUAUGCAAACGCAGCAGACAUUACUGGUGUACGAGCGCCGCAACUCGAGCUAGGAGGCGAUAAUCAAUUUGAUAUGAUGGAAAAGUAUGGCUUUCUUUAUGAUAAUACAAUGAGUGUAAGCGGUGGACCAUAUUGGCCACAAACAUUGGCAUAUAGUACAGCUUGGAAGUGUUCAUCAAGUUUCUGUCCGAAAAAUGCCCACCCAAAUGUUUGGGAAAUACCGAUAAAUCGCUUCACUGUAUUGGGCUUACAAAAAGAAUUCACAAUGUUGAAAGAAGCUGUCCGUCGUGACGACUCUCCUUGGGAUGUUGCGGAGAUGUUGGAAAUGAAUUUCAAUCGUUCAUACAAUUACAACAGAGCUCCGUAUCUGUUAACUGCUGACAUUAAUUUCCUCAAUGCAUUACCAAAUGAAGGAGCCAUCAUUGCCCUAAAAUUAUUUAUCGAGAAAAUAUCAAAAAACUCAGAUGUAUAUUUUGUAACAGCUACGCAGGCAUUGAAGUGGAUUAAACAACCAACACGUUUAUUACAUAUUCAUAGCUUUGAACCGUGGCAGUGUAAUGUGCCAUUUAAGAACAACAUGACUACUUGUGAGACUCCAUCCAGUUGUUCAUUUACUUGCAACAGCGAAACUCGUAUUCUACGUAUAUGUGGUACUUGUCCACAAGUGUAUCCAAAUCUUGGUAAUCCUACUGGCACUGGAAAUUCAACCGUCGAUCGAUAA
Messenger RNA from Brugia malayi, 5247 nucleotides. RefSeq lists its product as uncharacterized. Gene Ontology annotation, biological process: carbohydrate metabolic process. Gene Ontology annotation, molecular function: hydrolase activity, acting on carbon-nitrogen (but not peptide) bonds. NCBI's taxonomy places the organism in Eukaryota, Metazoa, Nematoda, Chromadorea, Rhabditida, Onchocercidae. The record is from RefSeq and is a predicted model, not a curated record. The transcript has 35 exons. The coding region runs from base 1 to 5247 and encodes 1748 amino acids.